Cylindrotheca closterium is the source of this 843-nucleotide messenger RNA. The record is from the annotation of a GenBank genome assembly. NCBI's taxonomy places the organism in Eukaryota, Bacillariophyta, Bacillariophyceae, Bacillariales, Bacillariaceae.
AUGGCAGAAUUAUUAGUCACCUUUGCUGCUGGGGCUUCCUAUGGUAUGACUACUGUAGUUGUGGGCCAACCACUCGACACAAUCAAAACUCGAAUGCAAGGCUUGCCUAGUGCCUCACGAUCCUCGAGUUUCCAAGUGGCCAAGGAUCUCUUUUUCCGAGAGAGUAUUUUUGGAUUGUACCGCGGUGGUUUGCCCCUCUUUUUUGGCGGAGCUUUUAUGCGAUCUGCUCAGUUUGGUUUUUCAGGAGCCUGUAAAUCAUGGUUGGAGUCAUCCUUCGGCAAGACACAAAAUCGUUGGAUGGGAAUAUUCGACUGGCAAAUAGUAGUGGCAGGAAUCGCUGGGGGUAUCGGCAGGGGGAUAGUGGAAACGCCGACGGACUUCUUCAAAACACGGAGACAAGUGGAGAAGGAAUGGACAUUGCGACAUGUACUAGAUGGGACUGGUGUCACUUUGGCGCGAAACGUGUCAUUGUUUUCAUGCUUUGUAGUCUACCUUGAUAUUUCCAAGCAGGCGUGUCAAGCUGGUUAUGUUCCGUCGUUCUUGAUGCAACCAAGUGGGGAUGGACUGAGUCCAUUCGCCAAGGGGGCCAUCUGUGCCAACCUAGCGUGGCUGACUAUUUGGCCACUGGAUGUUUUGAAAACCCAACGGCAGUCGGGGAACUACGAAGGACAAAGUGCAAUGCAACUUUUGAAAACCAAUCUGCAGACUGGUAGACUAUUCCGAGGAGUACUUCCAGGACUCUUUCGAUCGACCAUUGCAAAUGGGAGUAGCAUGGUAGUAUACGAACUUGUUCAUACCAACUUGACAAGAACCUUCCAGCUUGAGCGAAAAGACAUGACAUGA